GAAUCUCUAGCUUAUAGAACUCUCAGUAGCAAUUGCAAGCACUAUCAGACAUGUUCAGCCCAAUACGCUUGUGCCCUUUUGUGGUAUGAUACAAGACAUGUUUGGGAAUGAAUUCUAUGCUGGUGCUUACAAGGAUGGCUCGUUAUGGAGAACAAACAGGUAUAGGGAUGUUUCUCAGUUCCCUAUGGGUUCUUCACCUGAUAUGCUUAUCUGGGAACGCCACUUGCUACUCUAUCCAGGUUCCCGGAUUGAAUCCCGAUCGAUGGAAAAAGUGGUCCGCAAAGGUGCACGUGCACAGUUUUGUGCUAAUCACAAAGGUAUUUUCUGUCAUAAGAUAACCAAUGGCUCAUUUAAAGUGGUGGGGGUGGAGUCCCCUCCUUCCCUAGUCUUAUGAGCCUGAUAUAAAUUUUUUUGUUUGGUCAGAAGCCUGAUAUAAUUUGCUAGGCAUCUUAAUGAGCCUGAAAUGUUAGCACGAGCAACACACGCACGCACGUACCCGCGCAUCCAAUCUCAUCACCCAAGCAUACUAAAUGUAAAUGUAAAACAUAGUUAUGGUUCUUGCAAGAGGCAAUUUCCUAUCACGGUCAAAAUCCCAUCACAGUGAAUACGAGCAGGAGCCAGUCGCCAUCGUCAUCGACACAAAGAGAAAGGCAGAGAGAGUUCAAGAGGCAAUGAAGUCUCCUCAAUUUGUAGGGGAGAUAGAAGAAGACCAUCACCAUCACAGGAAUAUAGC
Messenger RNA from Syzygium oleosum, 733 nucleotides. Its product is annotated as mini-chromosome maintenance complex-binding protein-like. Gene Ontology annotation, biological process: DNA-templated DNA replication. The transcript is spliced from 3 exons. The record is from RefSeq and is a predicted model, not a curated record. Gene Ontology annotation, molecular function: chromatin binding. Bases 86 to 394 code for a protein of 102 amino acids. NCBI's taxonomy places the organism in Eukaryota, Viridiplantae, Streptophyta, Magnoliopsida, Myrtales, Myrtaceae.